Molecule: messenger RNA, 930 nt
Organism: Cercocebus atys (sooty mangabey)
Lineage: Eukaryota; Metazoa; Chordata; Mammalia; Primates; Cercopithecidae
Product: peroxiredoxin-2
Exons: 1
Coding region: 75-671 (198 amino acids)
Biological process (GO): response to oxidative stress; leukocyte activation; cellular response to stress
Cellular component (GO): cytosol
Molecular function (GO): thioredoxin peroxidase activity
Source: RefSeq, a predicted model, not a curated record
CAGGGGCGCUGAGAACGCGGGUCCACGCGUGUGAUCGUCCGUGCGUCUAGCCCUUGCCCACGCAGCUUUCAGUCAUGGCCUCCGGUAACGCGCGCAUCGGAAAGCCAGCCCCUGACUUCAAGGCCACAGCCGUGGUUGACGGCGCCUUCAAAGAGGUGAAGCUGUCGGACUACAAAGGGAAGUACGUGGUCCUCUUUUUCUACCCUCUGGACUUCACUUUUGUGUGCCCCACGGAGAUCAUCGCGUUCAGCAACCGUGCCGAGGACUUCCGCAAGCUGGGCUGCGAAGUGCUGGGCGUCUCGGUGGACUCUCAGUUCACCCACCUGGCUUGGAUCAACACCCCCCGGAAGGAAGGAGGCUUGGGCCCCCUGAACAUCCCCCUGCUUGCUGACGUGACCAGACGCUUGUCUGAGGAUUACGGCGUGCUGAAAACAGAUGAAGGCAUUGCCUACAGGGGCCUAUUUAUCAUCGAUGGCAAGGGUGUCCUUCGCCAGAUCACUGUUAAUGAUUUGCCUGUGGGACGCUCCGUGGAUGAGGCUCUGCGGCUGGUCCAGGCCUUCCAGUACACAGACGAGCAUGGAGAAGUUUGUCCCGCUGGCUGGAAGCCUGGCAGUGACACGAUUAAGCCCAACGUGGAUGACAGCAAGGAAUAUUUCUCCAAACACAAUUAGGCUAGCCAACGGAUAGUAAGCUUGUGCCCCUACCUAGGUGCCUGUGCUGGGUGUCCACCUGUGCCCCCACCUGGGUGCCCUGUGCUGACCCAGGAAAGGCCAGACCUGCCCCUCCAAACCCUACAGUCUGGGACCCUGGAGGGCUAGGCCAAGGCCUUCUCAUGCCUCCACCUAGGAGCUGAAUAGUGACGCCCUCCCCCGAGCCCACCUAGCCGCACACAGGCCUAGAGGUGACCAAUAAAGUAUUAGGGACAGGUGU